Molecule: messenger RNA, 1632 nt
Organism: Populus nigra (black poplar)
Lineage: Eukaryota; Viridiplantae; Streptophyta; Magnoliopsida; Malpighiales; Salicaceae
Product: protein disulfide isomerase-like 1-3
Exons: 8
Coding region: 155-1105 (316 amino acids)
Biological process (GO): protein folding; response to endoplasmic reticulum stress
Cellular component (GO): endoplasmic reticulum
Molecular function (GO): protein disulfide isomerase activity
Source: RefSeq, a predicted model, not a curated record
AAUAAAAAACUUAGCACUCUUCGUACGGUGAACAUAAUUUCUCCAGUUCCAGGAUGGCAGAGUCUAGCUAGCCUUAUAUUGUCAAGUCUUCUCCUGGUCUUUUUGCCUCCUUCUCCACUCCACUUCCACUUCUCUCUGCAUUUCUCAAGAAAACAUGUCACAAACAUGGUUACACAUCUUCUAUCUCUUCAAUUCAAUCCUUCUUAUUUUCUCCAUCUUUUACAUUACACGAAUCUUUGAACUUCUAUUCUUUAAAGAAGUCAACGACUAUAAUGAUCUCACCAUGAUACCAGAACCAUUCAUCCCAAUGCCACCGGUCGAUUGUAAGAAUGAGAAAUCUUUAUUUGAUGAGAAGGAUGUGGUGGUGCUGACGCAAAAUAAUUUCAGCGAAUUUGUUGCUGCAAAUCAAUAUGUGAUGUUGAAUUUGUAUGCUCCAUGGUGUGUUUGGAGUCAGAGGUUAGCCCCAGAAUACGCUGCUGCUGGUACCAUGCUAAAAGGUGAGGCUGUUUUUGCAAAAAUAGAUGCUACCAACGAAAUAGAAUUGGGGAAGAUGUUCAAGAUUAAGGAGUAUCCUACAAUGUAUUUAUUAGUCAACGGAGGAGUUCAAAUGGUUACGUAUGAUUUAACUGAUGAAAGGACUAGUGAUGCUAUUACAACUUGGGUGAGGCAGAAGAUGAGCCUUGCUGUCCAAAACGUGACAACAAUUGAGGCGGCUGAGAGAAUAUUGGCAGCAAGAUCUGUUUUAGUGAUGGGAUUCUUCGGUACUUUAGAGGGUUCUGACAGCGAGGAGCUUGCUGCGGUGGCAAAGCAGCAUAUUGAUGUCAACUUCUAUCAAACUGCUAAUGCUGAGGUUGCAAGGCUUUUCCAAAUCGACCCACAAAUCAAACCACCUGCCUUGGUCAUGCUGAAGCUGAAGUGGAUGACAAGAAAUCAUAACCAUUUUGGUUUUGAUUGUCAAUUCACUAGAUCAGAAAUAUCAAACUUUGUAUCCGAAAGUAAACUUCCUUCGGUGAUCACUUUCUCAGAAGAAGAUGCUCCCAACAUAUUCAAAAAUCCUAUGAAACACUGUGGCUUUUUGCUGCUACAUAUCCUAAGGAGGUGUUAGCCCCAUUCAUAGAGGCAGCAGAUCAUCUCAAAGGGAAGCUUCUCUUUGUCCAUGUAGAAACUGAAUAUAAUUCUAUGCAAAGGCGAGUUUCUUAUGAAUUUGGCGUUGCUGAAGGUCUUCCAACACUUGUAGGGUAUACGGCGAACGGAGCCAAUAAGCAUGUAUAUAACAGUGAUUUGUCUUUCAAUGGUAUCAAGGCAUUUGCAGAGAAGUUUUUGGAAGACAAGCCUCCUAGCCAACCAUCUUCAAAUCCAGAUAACGUUAUUAAACUCCCAUUCCGUACUCAUAACUCCGGUCCAACUUCCACCGGAUGGGCAUUCUAGGCAAUAACUUUGAUAAAAAGGUUGUAAUAAAAACAGAUGAUUUACUGUUCUGUUAUAAGUAAUUAUACUGCAUCGUAGAACAAGAUUUGAUACAUUUAAGGUGUUGUACGACCUCAUAUUUCACUGCUUUUGUUCUUGAAAGAGUAAGAUAUAGACAACCCGGAUAUGAAUAUGAUAUGCUGAGAAGGACAGUCAUUUGCAGAA